This is a messenger RNA of Venustampulla echinocandica, 987 nucleotides long. Its product is annotated as Mitochondrial carrier protein-like protein. The transcript has 2 exons. Gene Ontology annotation, biological process: nucleotide transport; folate import into mitochondrion. Gene Ontology annotation, molecular function: FAD transmembrane transporter activity; folic acid transmembrane transporter activity. NCBI's taxonomy places the organism in Eukaryota, Fungi, Ascomycota, Leotiomycetes, Helotiales, Pleuroascaceae. Gene Ontology annotation, cellular component: mitochondrion. Bases 1 to 987 code for a protein of 328 amino acids. The record is from RefSeq and is a predicted model, not a curated record.
AUGAAUGACAACCAUGCGCGCAUCUCCCCCGCGCUCGUCGAGACAAUUGCUGGCCUCUCGGCCGGUACUAUAUCCACGCUCGCAGUCCAUCCUUUAGAUGUAAUCAAAACCCGUCUUCAGAUCCAGCGCAAAUCUACAACUCCCCUCGGGGGAUAUAGCAUCGGAAAAUCGCUGUUAGCCAGCCAGCGCCCUAUCCAAACCUUAUAUCGAGGCCUCACGCCAAAUCUCGUCGGAAAUGCGAGCAGUUGGGCAAUAUUCUUCUACUUCAAGUCAAUCAUCGAGAAACAGCUGCUUAUCUUCCACGGUCAACCUGGCACAAGCCCUACUAGUCAACAUGACAGUGCUGCCAAUCGAAAUGCCCUCACGCCAUUUGAUUACUUCCUUGCUUCCGGGAUAUCAGGGACUAUUACCACAUUCGCAACGAAUCCAAUAUGGGUUGUGAAAACCCGGAUGCUGAGCUCGGAUAGAGGGUCGAAGGGCGCGUAUGAGAGUUUCUGGCAUGGGAUACAACAAUUGUGGGUCCGUGAAGGCCUGAAAGGGUUUUACAGAGGCGUAGGGGUUACCUUGUUGGGAAAUAGUCAUGGGGCUGUUCAGUUCGCCGUGUAUGAGCCCAUGAAGAAUACCUGGAAGAAAUACCUAGCCCAGCAGCGGGAGCUAAGUGAUGGCAUAAUGGUAAAGGACCAGAAAGACGAGAAGCUGGGAAAUACGGCGACAUUGAUCCUUAGCGGCUCCGCGAAGGUGGUUGCUGGAACCGUGACAUACCCAUACCAGGUCUUCAGAAGCAGGAUACAGACAUAUCAUGCGGAUGAGACGUUUGGGAAGGGCAUUACGGGCGUGGCGAAGAAGGUCCUAAGGGAGGAGGGAUGGAGAGGCUUUUAUAGAGGCUUGGGAACGAACAUUGUGAGGGUUCUGCCUGCUACUUGGGUGACCUUCUUAGUGUAUGAAAAUGUCAGGUACUAUCUCCCAUCUUGGGCAAAUUCAAUUUAA